CCUUCCAGGUAUUUGAAGAGAGCUAUAAGCACAUGUAGUGCAACAUUCUUCAGUUUCAUGCUUUACAAACAACAUUCUAAUGUGCUACAACAGCGUUCUCAGGCAGCAUCAGCUAUUUUGAAAUUUAAAAUAAAAGCCACAAACGUUGUAACAAGAUACCGACAGCACAGAAAUGUAGUGUAGUGUGAAGAAGUCCAGUUUAGCCACUUGGACUCAGGAGUGAGGAACAGCCCCCUGCCCUGUUCUGUUUUAGAGUGUAGACAUGGCCAAGACAUCCCAAACCCAGUGCUUGGUUACAAAGACUGCGGUCAGACUUAUUCCUGCCCUGUGUUCAAUGAGCUGAAGCCAGGCCCACCAUAAACCUGAUAUGGCAGAUGAAUUGACUUUGGUGAAAAGCAGACGGUGCAUGCUCAUGCAUCAUGCCAUAACCCAAAAGUUAAUUUCUCAGGAGAGCCUUCUCCCUGGAGAGACCAUGUUUCCUGAACACCAAAAGAAAGCGUAGAGUCAACACAGAUCAGGAGGGAGGGCAGCAUGAGGAGGACUAUUUGUCCUGCCUUCCACAAAGUCAGUUAGGCCUCUGCAGGCAGAUGUGCCAGUUUCUGACCACUGUCAAUAUGUCAGUUCUGCUUCUCAAAAUCACAAGCCUGCUUUGGGUUAGAGUACAUGCCUCCCAGGCAUGUUACUGUGGGCAAUUCUCCAUUGGGAUUGACAGCUGGUGCACUCAGCUGCAAUGUAUAUGGAGCACAUAUUUCCCUUCCUAUCAGCUCCCUGCGGCACUGUCAUAUUGAACAUCUCUGCAAUGGAAAGAUUAAAAGAAACCUUGUUGAAAAUAGAUGAGAAAGGAUUGACUUUAUGUUUAGACAGUGCCUAGGGCUGCAGUGGGUUGGGCUUUGGGGGAUGAAGUGCAGAAAGAGUGGCUGAAACUGCAUCUCCUCUUCCUCUCGUUGACAGAACAGUGUGAGGCUAUUGGCUUAUUGGGAUCCUUCAGUAUUGCUUUUCCUUUGUCUGGCUGGGAGACUGCUGCAAGUUUGGAUUGUCUGUACAUGGAAUAUGAAGAGGAUGAUGAUAUUUCCUUUGCAAGAUGGAUGAGCAGUUUCUGGGGCCACAGCUUGCUUGAUGAGAAUGAGAAAGAGGGAAGAGGCCACAAGAAACGUCAAACACGAUCCCUUAGUGAAAGGAGAGCCUCCCUUCCGGCCAGGCUUUCCUCCCUCCAUACAUCAAGACUUCAUGCCUCUGCCAAAGGCUCAUCUUCAGGUCAUCUCAAAGGCUCCAAGGAAUUUCAAGAAGACCAAGAUGUCAAAUACCAUCGCCACAAGAAGGCAAGCAGAACACCUUCAGGAGAUAGCUCGGGCCCAGAGACAAGAUCAAACUCCAUGCAGGAAUUUGCGGAGUCCUUUGAGAAGCAAUUGCAUUUCAAAAGCAAACGCUCAGUUUCUUUGCAACCUGAAGGCAUGAAGGAGAGAAGAGAGAGACUGCAUCUGAGGAAGAGCAAGUCUCACAAGAGAAUGGGAGAGAAAUCAGGACCAGGGCGAGCACAGGAAGAAGAGCGCUCAGAAGCUAUACCUGCAAAACACAAGGAACAGUUCCCAUCACAAGCAAGCACUGAGAAAGGAUAUUGAUGCACAGGCAGCUAGAAUGUCUUGGGCUAAUGAAUUUUAGCACUAUCUCUGAUGAACAGAGGGAGCAUUCUUGUUUUGGCUAGAAGAAGCUUAUUAGCUAGAGCAAAUCCAAAGCUGUAAAAUGAAACUAAAAUUCAACUGCAUAAUGGAUACCAUUUUACUACAUUCCUGUCUUUUCUUUUUCCACUAGGAAUGUGACCCCACUCAGAGAUAUGGGGCAGUGAACCACACCUGUAGAGGGUUUCAGGCAGAUUUAGCAUUACAGUAGGACAAUAGUGGGUUUGUUUGUUUGAGGAGAACAUCUAUGUAUUACAGAGCAGUGCAAAGACAUUGAAACCUUUAUAUUUCUCCUUUAAUUGCAAACAGAAAGUUUGGGAAAGAAAACAUACACGUAAACUGUUAUCCAUCACUUGGCCCUGACACUGACUUAGAUUUGGUUUGGAAACAGGGGUCUCUUAUCUUUGACCAUCUCCCAACUCCAAAUUUGUGGAGGUGACAGAAAACAAGCCCUCACACUCUCCUCCACACACUGCUGUUAUCACUGUCCCUGCAAUGCAACUCUCGUUUCUCUGAUGUCUUUCUUUUCUCUCCCAUGUCCUCAGUCUCAUUUCCAAAGUCACAUAACUAGUUUUUCUGCCAGCUUUUCCUCUGUUGUGGCCUUUCCUCCCUCCGUUUUCUGUUUUGUAGCUGCGACUCGUAGCUAUAAGUCUCUUUUGCCACAACUCUAGUCCUGCCUCAUCAAAAUUUGAGCCUUACUCAAACCUCUGGUAAAAGCAGAGAUGAUCAGCCUCCUGUACUUCUAUAUAGUAUCUUCAAGGGGCUGAUUAUACUUGCCACAAAUUCAGGGUGAUGGAUCCUUCUCAUUUUUUCCUUUCUUCAUGAGCUAAGGCCAAACAAAGGAAUUGGGAAGUGGCUCCGCCACCAGGGAUAAGCAUGUCUUGGGUUUCUGUUUUUUUUCUCUCUGGCUGAAGAUCUCCUAAACUCAACUGUAAAUCUCAUCAUGUCUAAGUAAGAUUUCCUUCCUUGCAGAGGAAUACAAUUUCCAUAUGCUCAGAAACAGCUUUUUGAUAUGUGAGUCUUCCCUUCAGAGAAAAUCCCUGUCACUGGGAAUAAUUUCUCCAGGCCUAGUAUGAAGAAAGCCUGCUUUGGUAAUAGAGGAUAUUGAAGACUGAUGGAUUUAUGAGCCAGAAUCAAAAUCCACAGUGUAUUCUUCUCAGGAUUUUCUGUAAUUAACAAAGGUUUUAUUACUUUACUUUAGAGCCUUAAUUUUGAAUGUUCAACCUUCUAAGAGCUUAGGGCAUCCUCAAAACUUUAUAACACUUAUCUUCAUUUUGGGAUUGGUUUUGCUUUAUAUAAGACUCUGAGGGUAUAAAAGAAAGUGGCUGAACCCUUGCUAAUGCUUGUAAGCUGUUUAUUGCCUGGCAACAUAUAUUACAAAAUAAUAAAUCUGACUGAAAAAAUAUUUAUUCUUAUGCAUGUUCCUGUCCACCCCAGUCCAGACUGGAUUUUCAUUAAAUUCUUCCAUCAGCCAAAACUUU
Molecule: messenger RNA, 3157 nt
Organism: Coturnix japonica (Japanese quail)
Lineage: Eukaryota; Metazoa; Chordata; Aves; Galliformes; Phasianidae
Gene: LNP1
Product: leukemia NUP98 fusion partner 1
Source: RefSeq, a predicted model, not a curated record